UUUGUACUGUAGCUGGGGGUGAAAAUAAGUUCAAACAUUCUGCCUUUAAAAUAAAAUUUAAGAGCCGGGUUUAAAACAGCUUGAAAAUACAACUGUAUAGAGUUUUGAGUUAAUUUUUUUUAAAAAAAUAAAUAGUGUUGUGAAUAUAUUUCCGCCUGUAACUGUAGCACAUGUAUCCAUCUUGAAACGGACGUUCAAGAUUCUUCCAAUUUCGUAUCACUGUUCUCUCUCUCUAUCAUUGCUGUGCGAAGUGCAAAGCAGCCACUAGUGCAGUGGCGUCAUCGCCUUGUGCUGAUCCAGCGACCCACCACUCACCAUCAAUCAUCGCCGCGACCUCCAUUUCCGAUUCCUCCGUCGGCCUGCCACUGCCACCCAUGUCCGCCUACGACGCCCGCCUCCGCGACCUCAAGGCCUUCGACAACACCAAGGCCGGCGUCAAGGGCCUCGUCGACGCCGGCGCCACCGCCGUCCCGCGCAUCUUCCACCACCCGCCCGACCCCACGCCGGUCGCCUCCGCCGGCGCCAUCCCGGUCAUCGACCUCGCCUGCGCCGACCGGGACCAGGUGGUGGCCCGGGUGAGGGCGGCGGCGGGGUCGGUCGGGUUCUUCCAGGUGGUCAACCACGGCGUGCCGGUGCGCGCCAUGGAGGAGACGCUGGCGGCGGUGCGGCGCUUCCACGAGCAGCCGGCGGCGGCGAAGCGGGAGGCGUACACGAGGGACCCGGGGCGCAAGGUGAGGUUCAACUCCAACUUCGACCUGUUCGAGUCGCCCGCCGCCAACUGGCGCGACACGCUCUUCGUCCAGGCGGCGCCGGACCCGCCGCGGCCGGAGGAGCUCCCGGCCGCCGUGAGGGGCGUGCUGCUGGAGUACGCCGAGCUGGCGCGCCGGCUGGCCGUGUCGGUCCUGGAGCUCCUGUCGUCGGCGCUGGAGCUGGAGCGCGGCCGCCUGGGGGAGAUGGGCUGCGCCGACGGCGUCAGCGUGGUGAGCAACUACUACCCGCCGUGCCCGGAGCCGGACCUCACCGUAGGCACGAGCCGGCACUCCGACCCGGCGUUCCUCACCGUGCUCCUGCAGGACGGCAUGGGCGGCCUCCAGGCGCUCCUCGAACUCGAGGACGAAGGCGACGGCCGGCGCCGCUGGGUGGACGUGCCGCCCGUGGCCGGCGCGCUCGUCGUCAACGUCGGCGACCUGCUGCAGCUGGUGAGCAACGGGAGGCUGAGGAGCGUGGAGCACCGGGUGGUGGCCAACCGGAGCAGGGAGGCGGCGCGGGUGUCGGUGGCAGCUUUCUGCAACGUCGACCUCGGGUGCGAGACCAGCCGGAGCGACAGGCUGUACGGGCCCAUCGCCGAGCUCACCUCCGACUCCGGCGACCCGCCGCUGUACAGGAGCAUCACCGUCGCGGAGUUCCUCGCGCACUACGACGGCAAAGGGCUCGACGGCCGCCCCGCCCUCCACCAUUUCCGUCUUCCUGCCACUCUUCCCUAGCUACCCCCUCCUUGAUUUUCGAACUUACCUUUUAUUGUUUGUCUAAUUCAAAAUUACUUUACAAAUUUAUAGAACUGUAAAUCAAGCUUAAAAUUAACAAAACAUUAAUAGUCAUGUAACUUAUUAAAAUAAAACGAUCAGCUUGUUCUAUCGAUAUAGGAGAGCACCGUUGUGGUCAGCUUGCCCAUACUUAUAAUUCAUGAUGCAAUAAAUAUUAUGA
Molecule: messenger RNA, 1704 nt
Organism: Oryza brachyantha (malo sina)
Lineage: Eukaryota; Viridiplantae; Streptophyta; Magnoliopsida; Poales; Poaceae
Product: DIBOA-glucoside dioxygenase BX6-like
Exons: 1
Coding region: 375-1484 (369 amino acids)
Source: RefSeq, a predicted model, not a curated record